AUGUUUGUUGAAGAUUAUUAUAGGAGACUCAUAAAAUAGGAAUGUAAUAUAACUCCUAAGGAAAUUAAGACUGAUAGGCCUUGGUACCCAAGAAAAUUCUAAAACGAAAGCAAGAGAGACUAAUAUAAGUUCUUUAUGCUACCUCCCAACAAAAUGGUUACUUUACUAAAAAAAAAUAAAUUGUCGGCUCCCAAUGAAAAGAUUAAAGAAUUCUUGCAUAACCACUCCUUGAAAAAGAUGGUUGAUUUUGGUGAAACCCUUCAAAGUACAUUGGAUGUGAAAGUACAAAGACCGUCGAUUUAAAUUCUAACUCCUAAAAAUAAUACUGUGGGACGAUAAUUAUUUCCAGUUAAAAGAAGGCCCCUCUGUUUACCUUCAACAAGAGUUAUUACUGAGCCUAGCAAGAAAUCAUCCUCGUAAUGCAAGAGUGUGCAUAAAUUAAUUCGACUAAAAUAAAGCGACCAUUACCAGGAGGAACUUUAUGGCAUAAUUAAAAAACUUAAUUAUUCUCCUCUGAGAGUUGAUGCAAGUUUUCUCAAAAAAUAGAUCUAGCCUCCAAAGGUUGUUUAACCUCAACCAGAUAUAGAACCUGAGAUUCCAAAAAGUGUAUUACCCUAUCCUCCAAGAACAAAAAAAUAAUUACGCUCAUUUCUUUUGAGGGCUUUGAAGAAAAUCAAAGCUUUGGGUCUUACAAUUAAAUAUGUUAUGGAGCAUAAGAUAUUUUCAAAAAAACCAUAUGAGAAAUAGUAUUCAAAGGAAUUUAUUCAUGCAGCCAAGUAGAAUAAAAUAGAAGAAAUAGAAAACUAUCUUCAAAUCAACCCUUAUUUGGUGUUUGAUUAUGAUUUCUAUAACAUGACAGCACUGCAUUGGGCUUGCAAAAAAGGGUAUCUGCAGAUAGUAGAGAUGUUAUUGAAAUACCAUUCAGAUAUUGAUGGAGUCGAUAUCCUAUAUCGCACUCCAUUGAUUCUAUCGAUUCAAGAAAAUCACUUAGAUGUUACACAUUUUCUAUUGAUGAACGGAGCCUACCCCUGGAGUACUGCCAUAACAGAUUUGAAAAGUAUUCUCGAGCAAAAUGAACGUGCUAAACUUCUCCUCACGAGGGUUAGAAGGUUAUAAAUAAUGGCUAAAUGGACUCAAUCAGGAGAAUAUUUGAAUCUAAUUUGA
Molecule: messenger RNA, 1164 nt
Organism: Paramecium tetraurelia
Lineage: Eukaryota; Ciliophora; Oligohymenophorea; Peniculida; Parameciidae
Exons: 2
Molecular function (GO): protein binding
Source: RefSeq, a predicted model, not a curated record